This is a messenger RNA of Candidula unifasciata, 899 nucleotides long. The record is from the annotation of a GenBank genome assembly. Lineage: Eukaryota; Metazoa; Mollusca; Gastropoda; Stylommatophora; Geomitridae.
CUGCUCUCAUACUUAGUCCAACAGCUGCUCUCAUACUUAGUCCAAUAGCUGCUCUCAUACUUAGUCCAACAGUUGCUCUCAUACUUAGUCCAAUAGCUGCUCUCAUACUUAGUCCAAUAGCUGCUCUCAUACUUAGUCCAAUAGCUGCUCUUACACUUAGUCCAACAGCUGCUCUCAUACUUAGUCCAAUAGCUGCUCUCAUACUUAGUCCAAUAGCUGCUCUCAUACUUAGUCCAAUAGCUGCUCUUACACUUAGUCCAACAGCUGCUCUUACACUUAGUCUAAUAGCUGCUCUUACACUUAAUCCAACAGCUGCUCUCAUACUUAGUCCAACAGCUGCUCUCAUACUUAGCCCAACAGCUGCUCUCAUACUUAGUCUAACAGCUGCCCUCAUACUUAGUCCAACAGCUGCUCUCAUACUUAGUCCAACAGCUGCUCUCAUACUUAGUCCAACAGCUGCCCUCAUACUUAGCCCAACAGCUGCUCUCAUACUUAGUCCAACAGCUGCCCUCAUACUUAGUCCAGCAGCUCCUCUCAUACUUAGCCCAACAGCUGCCCUCAUACUUAGCCCAACAGCUGCUCUCAUACUUAGUCUAACAGCUGCCCUCAUACUUAGUCCAACAGCUGCUCUCAUACUUAGUCCAACAGCUCCUCUCAUACUUAGUCCAACAGCUGCCCUCAUACUUAGCCCAACAGCUGCUCUCAUACUUAGCCCAACAGCUGCCCUCAUACUUAGCCCAACAGCUGCCCUCAUACUUAGCCCAACAGCUGCCCUCAUACUUAGCCCAACAGCUCCUCUCAUACUUAGUCCAACAGCUGCCCCCAUACUUAGUCCAGCAUCUGCUGCAGUGAUUUUACGUUACCCCCUCCCCCCCCCCGCUCUUCCCAUAGGGGGAUAA